CAGAUCCCAGUAUACAUGCGCAAAAAGUCCCUCUUAAAGCCUUUUAAAUUUACGUGCAAAAUGGCUGCACAGGUCGAUUUGCUGCGCGUCAAAGUAGAGGAGAAGAGCAGGGAGAGCUUUGACAAAGCUAUCAAAGACAAGAAAAAGAAGAAAAAGCGGGAAUGUUCGCCGUCCGACGACAAGCGAGAGAGAUCGGAGAAGGAAGUGAAGAAAAUAAAGCUCCAUCACCAUCAACACAACCACCAACAUGCCCAACAACGCGUACAUCCACCGCACCAACAUCAGAACAGUCAAGCGCGCAACUUAAGCAGCAAAGAGCCAGCACCUGUGCAACAUCGCCAAAACCACAAUCCCCCCCACCACGGCUCCAAGAAGGAAUUGCCCGCCGGCUGGGCUCCGCGGAAAGUGACGCCAGCAGCGCACGUCCCGCAGAAGACAUCGGUGGCCGCGGUGCUGCCGCCUUCCCCGCUGUUCACUUUCACGCCGCUCAAAGUAGCGAAGGCCAAGGACCCCAAUAACAAACCUAAACGCAUCGAUAAGGACGCGAAACUCAAACCCAAGAAGGAAAACGCCGAAGCGAACGUGAAAGUGGGGGAAUGCAAGAAGAAGAAAGAACCUCAUAGUGAAAAUGGCAAAAGCCAGAUGCUGGAGAAAUACCUCCUUAAGAAAAAGAAGAAGAAGAAGCGUAAUCGUGAAGACGAGCGUGGCAAGAAGUUACGCACGCACAGUAAAGAGGUUCAGACGGUGUGUGUGGGACUUACAGGUGAUCCUCCAACUUCUGAAGACCCUGUUGGGCUUAAGUACCUCAAAGACGAAAAUCAAUGUCACCCUGGCUUAGGUGAGUACCACACUCCCAAAGGUGUCAAGAAGCCCUUCCUCACGCAUCAUGACCACUUCAUCCGCAACUCGUGUCUUCAGACCAACUCCUGUUUUAGUAGACUCAUACAUGAGGAGAAACAGCCCAACGGAGGGGCUUUGGUACUGCACGCUUACGUCGAUGAACUGUCUAAACUGGAUCCUGGGGACACUGAAAGGUUUGCCCAGGAGUUUCUGGGUCUCGCUUUUGCUGAAAAUCCCAAAGGAGCAGCUCGGUAUGCUCUCGCUGUGGUGCACGGAUCAGCUGCCUAUCUGCCUGAUUUCUUGGACUACUUUGCUUUCAAUUUUCCCAACACGCCGGUCAAAAUGGAGAUCCUUGGCAAGAAGGACAUCGAGACCACCACUAUCGCUAACUUCCACUCCCAGGUGAGCCGGACUUACUGCUCUGGCACAUACAGAGCGGGUCCCAUGAGGCAGAUCAGUCUGGUCGGUGCAGUAGACGAGGAGGUGGGCGAUUAUUUCCCAGAGUUCUUGGACAUGCUCGAGGAGUCUCCAUUUCUAAAGAUGACUUUGCCAUGGGGAACUCUAUCCAGUCUAAAGCUUGACUGCAGGUCCCAGAGUGAUGACGGUCCCAUAAUGUGGGUGAGACCUGGAGAGCAAAUGGUUCCUACGGCUGACAUGCCCAAAUCUCCAUUCAAAAGGCGAAGAUCUAUGAAUGAGAUCAAGAACUUGCAUUACUUACCGAGAGCCAACGAACCACGUGAGGUUCUGUUCGAGGAUCGUACGAGAGCCCAUGCUGAUCACGUUGGCCAGGGCUUCGACUGGCAGAGUACAGCAGCUGUGGGUGUCCUGAAAGCCGUGCAUUUUGGGGAAUGGAGUGACCAGCCACGAAUAACCAAAGAUGUGGUCUGUUUUCACGCUGAGGACUUUAAUGAUGUCGUUCAGAGGCUUCAGCUUGAUCUGUAUGAACCACCUGUGUCGCAGUGUGUUCAGUGGGUGGACGAUGCCAAACUCAACCAGUUGCGACGGGAAGGUAUCCGCUACGCUCGCUUGCAGCUCUGCGAUGACGACAUCUACUUCAUCCCCCGUAAUGUCAUACACCAGUUCAAAACUGUCUCGGCCGUGUGCAGCCUCGCGUGGCAUAUUCGCCUAAAGCAGUACCACACCGAGGAGGCGGAGUCUAAAAAGGAUAAGACCACGGACCUGUGCUCUACAUCCUGCCCUUCCCCAUCUUCCUCCCCCGGUCACCCUGACGCCAAAGUCACCUCGUGUGCUCGGCUACAAACGGACUCCGCUCAAGGUGGGGUUGCCAAAAUGGACAAGCUGGUAUUCCAGCGUCCCGCAACGCCGCCCAGAGAGUUGCAGCCCGGACCUCCGCAGUCGGCUAAAUCCGCCCACUCUCCCCGUUCAGAGGUCGGCGCCGGUCCUGUGCUCCGCCCCCUUUCCCCCCCAACACCAGAGCCAAUGCUUCCGCGGGUUCCCGCCGAGCCUGCUCCCGAUUCCUCACUCAGCAUCAGCAACACCCAGUGCCGGUCCAGAUUUCCCUAA
This is a messenger RNA of Triplophysa rosa, 2364 nucleotides long. RefSeq names its product lysine-specific demethylase 9. The transcript has 7 exons. Gene Ontology annotation, cellular component: nucleus. The coding region runs from base 16 to 2364 and encodes 782 amino acids. The record is from RefSeq and is a predicted model, not a curated record. NCBI's taxonomy places the organism in Eukaryota, Metazoa, Chordata, Actinopteri, Cypriniformes, Nemacheilidae.